Molecule: messenger RNA, 828 nt
Organism: Schistocerca americana (American grasshopper)
Lineage: Eukaryota; Metazoa; Arthropoda; Insecta; Orthoptera; Acrididae
Product: trypsin beta-like
Exons: 3
Coding region: 4-828 (274 amino acids)
Biological process (GO): proteolysis
Molecular function (GO): serine-type endopeptidase activity
Source: RefSeq, a predicted model, not a curated record
GAGAUGUUCAAGUCCGCCGCCGUGCUCUGCCUGCUGGUCGCUGCUUGCAGCGCCGCGCCCUCCACCAGGGUCCGCACGCCCAGGCCUCUCCUUGAUGGCCGCAUCGUGGGCGGGGAGCCUGUGGACAUCUCGCAGUUCCCGUGGCAGGUCUCGCUGCAGGAGUUCGGCUCCCAUAGCUGCGGUGGCUCUAUCAUCAGCUCCACGUGGGUCCUGACGGCGGGGCACUGCAUCGUCGGUUACAGCGCAGACAUGCUCUCAGUCCGGACUGGCAGUUCAAUUCGUAAUAGCGGUGGAACCGUCUACGAUGUUUCCAGUGUGAUUGAACAUGAGCUUCAUGACUCUUCCACGCGUGAAUACGACUUUGCACUUCUUGAGAUUUCCGGUUCAUUCUCCUUUGACAACAACGUGCAGAUUCGAAGCAAACAGGUAUGUGGUGAGCCUCGGCAGCUCGGAGCUGUGCCAGCAGUGACCAUCACGGGCUGGGGCAACUGCAGGUCCUGCAGCUCAGCCACGCAGCUGCAGGCAGUCACCACGCACAUCGUUGAGCGGAGUGUGUGUAACGAGGCCUACGGCGGCUCCAUCACGGACAGCAUGAUCUGCGCUGGCGAAGAGGAGGGCGGCAAAGACUCGUGCCAGGGCGACAGUGGCGGACCUCUUGUGGAGGGUUCCACCCAGUACGGUGUCGUCUCCUGGGGCAGAAUAUGCGCUGAGGCCGGCUACCCUGGCGUCUACUCCAAUGUUCCCGCCGCUCGGUCCUGGAUAACCGAAAAAACCGGCGUAUGGCUUGGCGACUCCUUCGAGCCCUGUUUAAGUGAAGACUGUACAUAG